GCUCUACAUACAGUGUUCUGUCCACCAUGCCCUCAGACUCUGAGAGUAGCAGUUCCCUAAGCAGUGUCGGUAAGUAUGGGGCCAAGACGUGUGUGUGUGUGUGUGUGUGUGUGUGUAUAAUCCAAGUCAUGGUUUCGGUAGUCUCAACGCCACGCAGUGCAGCUUUGUUUAUACCAGAAUAACCCCACUAGUCCAAUAAGACAUCAUUCAGUAAAGACUCAUUAGUGCUUGCCAAUGUUCCCUACGGCAGCCCAGCUGGACCCAUGCCAAUCUCUCUCCUUUCUCUCCUCCAUGAGUUUAGUUCACCAUGCUACCUCCUUAACAUGCACACUCACUUACUCACUCUUGCUACCAGAGCUUGACAGGGGUCCAAAUGACACUGCGCGUCACUGGCUGUUACAUAAACCCUUAAGGGCCCAACCUGGUGCCAAGGAUCCUCUGAGUUCCUCCCUGGCGCUGGCUCUGCCGGUCGGUCUGUCUGUUGGCCAGGCCCGCUCCUUCUGUUUCUGUUCUGGGAAGAGUGGGAAAGAGGGAGGGAGGGAGGGAGGUAGAGAGAGAGGGGGGUCUGCUGUCUGUCUGUCGGCCUCCUUGCCAGGCCCGCUCUUUCUGUUUCUGUUCUGGAAAGAGGGAGAAAGAGAGGAAGGAGAAGGGAGGUAGAGAGAGGUAGAGAGAGGUAGAGAGAGAGAGAGGUGUUUGCUGUGAAAGGGGGAGAUCCAAUAAUUUAACCUAUACGUGGUCGCAAGGAAGAGACACAAAGAAAGGUAGCUGUUUUAAAGUAUUGGGACACAGCCCCGAGCAUGGAAGAUAUUUUAUAACCGUGGCUAAGGGAACAUGGCUAGAAGGAAAUUAUUAAUUUAAAUAGAAAGUAAGCAUUUCACGGUAAGGUGUACACAUGCUGUAUUCGGCGCAUGUGACAUACAAUUUGAUUUGAAUAUUAAUCUUCUACUCAAUGACUUACAAAGACCUUUGUAUUUUUGAAUGACUGCACAAAUGCAUUGGUUAAUGUAAUACUAUGAAAGUGUCCUAGAGACUCUGCAUAAGCCAGCCAGACAGAAAGUACCAGGAAUAUGUUUUAUUUAAUCCAAUAUGCUGCUUGUCAUUUUCAUGUCAGAGAUUACCAGCAUUGUUGCCAUGUGAAUCUGAGGUUAUUCUUGGAAAUUGUAGAGAAGAUUGUCAUGGAAAAGAUUAAAGAGGAAUUUCAUAUCAGACAACCGCUGUUCUAAAGCAGUACCUUGGUAGUAAAUUUGUUCAGAAUGUCUAGGACAAGGCCUAAACCACUUCAGACCUUAUGUGCGCAAAGAGCAUUGUACUGUAUAAUGCGCUACAGUUUGUUUUGUCGUAGUCCUGUGUUUGCUGUGAUGUAUUCAAUCAUAUUUUACUGUCCCAGUCUACUGGUGAUGGUAACUGGGUUUUUCAGGAAUAUUACACUUAAACCCAACAUAAUAUAGUAUUCAGGAGAAGUUGACAUAAAGUUGCAUGAGGUUUAAGUGAGUCUUGGGAUUUGUGUGCCUAACCUCAACCUUCACAUGAAUAAUACUCAUGUCAACAUAAUAUUCUUGCAAAGGUCAGAUUCUUGUGUAAGUACCUAACUUUUUUAACUCAAGUCAAAUGUCAGCUGUGGCAGGCCUAUGCAGCUGUAAUAGAACUAUAUUCCCCCAGAAUAAGACACAGGAGAACCAGAUCAAGCAUCAUGUCCAGUUAGAAUCACCUCUAAUACAAAGGACUGAGCUUAUAAAAUGUAUAUACCCUUAUGUGUGUGUGUGUGUGUGUGUCUGUGCUUGUUUGUUUAUAUUGUGAUGUAAGUGUCUUCCUCCCCUUCCUGUCCCGUGUAUUCCGGUGGCAGUGAGCUGCUCUUGCCCCUGGUGACAUACUCACUGUUGCAGGUUCACCCCCCGGUACCGGUAACGGCUCAGUCUCGUCCCCGCUCCCAGCCAUCAACGACAACCGGCCAGCCGGUGACAACCUGGACACCAUCCUGUUCCAGCUGCGUCAGGUGACCCGUGAGAGGGACGAACUCCGCAAGCGCCUGGCCCUGGCAUCGCCUGGCACCACCUUCGACGACUGCAGGUACAAACAACCCCCCCCCCCCCCUACACAUAAGUAGAGUAGAUCGUCUUUAUACUGUACUAUACACCAAUGUCUCCAUGCAACAAGUAUUCAAAAUACAAUAUUUAGACAGAGCAUACAUUCCAGCUAAUCAUAAAAGUUAAGGUAGCCUACAACAGAGUAAAAAAAAAAUAUUCAGCCAUUGUUGUGUUAUCUUUAAGCACCUGAACUACAUCACAUGGUCUGCUAUGAUAGACUGACUGCAACACUUGGUUAAUUGUUGUCUGUAUGGGUCGUUACUUUGAGGUCAGUGACCUGGUGGUUUGAUUGGUCAUGUUUACACACACUUUUAUAAAGCCCUCUGUUUCCUGAAGCCAUUGUACAGAAUCAGGAGGGAUGCACAAUAGUGAGUUCAUCUCUCACAAGCAGACAUGUACCCUCAGGGAAAAGGGUUAGGGUCCGAUGAUGAUAUUAGGAACGUUUGCUAAACAAGUUAACAAACUGUAUGUACAGACACGGCUAUGAAAAGUAGUCUCUAGAAAGUUGCGUAGGCCUGCGUCUGACUUGAGUGCAUUUAUGGGAUGCCUCAUGGUCUGAUAAACAACGCUGUAGCUCGGCCACCUUCCACCGCAGAUGCCGAAGGCCACUGUUGGCGGAUGCAGUGGAUUGAGACGCAGCCCAGGCAAAAAAAACAUAUCUCUAGCUUAAACAGACGGAUUUUGAUGGGUAUUUUUAUUCUUAUGCUAAUUCAAUUUCAUGGGGGGGGGGGGGGGGGGGGGGGGGACAUCAACUAGGGGGUUAACUGACAUUGGGCUGAUCUUGUAGACAAGGUCUCAGGUUGUUGGUGUGAUGAUGUGAUGCAUUACUCCACUCAUGUCGUUGUUUCCCCAAAGGCCGAAUUCCAAAGCCAGCCACGACUACGAGCGUCUAAAAAGUCAGUGUACGAGGGCCAUGGCAGAUCUGCAGUCUCUACAGAACCAACACACCAAGACUCUGAAGAGGUGUGAGGAGGCCGUCAAGGAGGCUGACUUCUACCAGUGAGUACCACCAUCAUCAACACUGAUUGGGUUGGUUGGUUGGGUUAAUCGAUUGGCUGGCUGGCUGGCUGGCUGGUUGGUCGGUCGACUGACUGACUGGUUUGUUGGUUAACAAAAAUACAUGAAUUGUCUGGGGAAAGGUGGACAUUUAGUAGUCCUUGAGUACACUGCCCAGCCUAAUGUCAGGAAUAAUCUGUUAGUUCACUAACUGUUUCUGAAUAGACUGUUGUAAUUAGAUGGGAAUAAUGAGAGGUUUUAUGGAGUCAUUGUUUUACUCAUUUACAGACGGGAGAAGUGCCUGGUGAACAUUUAUGUGCUAAUGGUCUGUUUCCAUUUAACUGGAAUAGGGAUUACCUAAAUGUGAAUUAAGGAGUUGUACAGCAAUAUCUUUUAUAGUCAAUUGUGAAUGAAGUCGUAUCAAAUUAUGUUCUAUAGGGCUACCAAACCCAGCACUAAACCUACAAUAUGUCUAGCAGUCAUGCUUUUAAUCUGGGGGGGUUUCCUUUGUACACACUUACUAGAGUAAACAUAAACUCUAACAGAGUACCACACAUGUACAGUUUUGCAAAGUUCUUUAAGGACAAUAUGUGGUAAUCUGUGGCAUUAAAUCCAGGCAUGUAAGGUGUGGGUGUGCGCACACGCACGUGUGGGUACCCAGUGAGACAGAUGAGUGAGAUAGAUUAGGAUUAUCGCUCCACUCCUGUCUCUCCAUCAGGCCUGUGUGUGAUUGUAUGGAUGGAUGUAAGCCCCUGUCGCUGUCUGUCCAGGAAAGCAAUCAAACAGAAUGGGUUAAUCUCCCUCCUAACCUCUGUCUGUAUAGUCAUUGACUUACAUGUUCCUCCCUCCCCCAGUGAACAUAUAUUGCAAUCAGUACUUAUCGAAUAAACUCAAUUCAGGUCUGCAGAGAGGUUAGUCCGUACUUUCACUUUAACCUGCCUUUUGCAGACAUAGCCUAGAUAAUGCAAUCUGCUGUAUAACUAAUGUAACCUCAUGGUAAUCACAGCCCCUGUUUUGCUUUGCUACCAGUGUGUUUUUGGGCAGGCGGGCCGUGCUUCCAGCCUUCAUGAAGAAUCUCCGCUUGCUUCUAUUUAGACCUUGUUAUGAUGUGCCAUCAAAGUCAGGAAACUGUGUCUUCCCCUCCCCCAGUUUUGACCUCUCCCUCUCUGUCUCCAGUAUUCUCCACAGUCGUGUGUUAGGAGAUCAGUCUCAACUGAAGGAGGAGCUGGAGGUGUUGAGGAGAGACAACACUCAGCUUGUCAGGGAACACAACCACCUGAAGCAGAGCUGUGAGGAGCUCCGCAGGCUACACAGCGAGGACCAGAAGGAGGUGGCCGACAUGAGGCUGCAGCAGCAAGAGGUACACACACACACACAAGGUUGCUGUGACCUAUACUGGGUUGAUGUGCUUUCAGAUACCCACACAUCCCUGGAGAAGACUGCUGCGUUGGACAGGACGUGCGCACACACAGACACACACGGCUGGGAGAUGCAUAUUGAGCACUUCUGUAAAGGGCAGUGCUGGAGGACAAGGUCACUGGCUCAUGUAAAGGGCAUGUAGGCAGUAGGCACAUUCCCCUUGUUCCUACUGCUCCUCCUGUGUUCACAGAUCUGUAAGUUCAGGAGAAGUGUUUAAACUCACCAGGAUAGAGUACUAGGUCUCCAUCUCCUGUAAAGGCCACACACACCUGCAUACUGCCCUGGGGUCACACCUGCUCCCACAGUAAUCAUCACAGACUCCAGCAAGCCUUACAUACACCACACGCUCAACCAAACACACAAAAACGGCAGGGAGGUUGAUGCAUUUUAUUUGAUGAUGAUUUUGUGAUUGUAAAGGGCCAGCAAAAGUGAAACCUAGGGGCUAGUGUACACAGGCAGAACAAUUCUGAUAUUUUCCCAGUUAUUGAUCUUUUGACCAAUCAGAUCAGAUCCUUUGCCAGUAAUUGGGCAAAAUAUCUGUAUUGGGCUGCCUGUGUAAAUGCAGCCUAGUAGUAUUGAAUAGUCCAUAUACUGCAGCGGCUCACUGUUGCCAUCUGCUGACCAACCGGUGUAAAAUGAAUCAAUGCUCAAUCUGGCUUGGUUCUGGUUCCGGUGGCUUGGUUUGGUUACAACAUGCUUGAGAAGAAGUAAAUAAUCUAUCACUAUCACUCCGGGAAUUUUUUUUUGUAUUAAUUAAAUAAAGCAACGUUUCGACAGGAAGCUUCCUUCAUCUGGGUUUCAGCAUGGUGCUUGAAACACCAAAAUUGUUUUUUUUAAAUAUGUCAACUGUACAUAAUACACUGUUACGAACCCAGUGGCUUUAAACGUCUAGGGUGGAUGGAGAAGAGACCGUAACAUAAAUCAUGCAAAUUAGAAUCGUGACAUGGAACAGGGAGAACAAAAACUACACGACAACCAUAAACUACCGUCAAACAUAAAAGGUUUAUUUGUGAACACACGGUAAAGGUUUGGGGAAAAAGGGCUGAGCAGGACCCAAGAAAUGAAACAAUAGUGUAAAACACCCCUAAACUGAUCUUGCCUGCCUCAAGAACCGCUAAACUACUGCUAAUCAUACAAAAAUACAGUGGGUGGUCCGCUCAGGUCUAACUAGUGUUUAUAGACAGUUUUCUUUUUUACGGGUAAUGUAUGCCCAAGGGCAACUUGCUUAACUUCCCCUUUUCCCCGAAACACAAAGUUACCAAACAGAGUAACCAGCAAAUGAGUGAGUACACAGGACACCACAGUAUCCAUACUCACAUACGAAAAGUAGUCUAGCAAAGUUACCAAACAGAGGAACCAGCAACUUAGUGAGUAAACAAAACACAGGACACCACAGUAUCCAUACUCACAUACGGAAAUAGUCUCUAACAACAAACACAACUGACCGGCUUUUAAACAAUGGGAUGUGUGAUUGAAAAACCAAAAACAGGUGGUGCAAUGCAGAGGAAUGUUCACUGAUUGGUCCACCUUAGCAAUCAGCAGACACCCCAACGACCACCAAUCAGGAACAUACAGGACACCUGUGAUUAGGGCAGAAGGAGAGGAAAAACACAAAAAGACACAGGUUACCUGUAUCCGUAACACUCCCACCCUUAAAAGAGCAAACCACAAUGGUUUGCGACACACGUACCAUCACAACACCCAAAAUUCAAAAAUCAUCCUGACGGGAUAACAAAAAAAACCUAGAUCAUUAAACACGAGACAAAGCAUCUGCCAACACAUUAUCCAACCCCUUUUUGUUGCGGAUCUCCAAAUUAUAAUUUUGCACUACAAGUGCCCAACGCAUAAGGCGUUGGUUCUGGUUGUACAUCCGGUGGAGAAAAACUAAGGGGUUAUGGUCAGUAUACACUAUCACUGGUAAUGCACUGGAACCAACAUAAACUUCAAAGUACUGCAGAGCUAACAACAAAGCUAGAGCUUCUUGUUCAAUGGUGGAAUAGUUUGUCUGACAUUUGUUAAAUUUCCGUGAAAAAUAACAGACAGGAUGGUCCACUCCACUCUGGUCCGGCUGCAGUAGAACAGCACCAGCACCUCUGGCACUUGCAUCUACCUCCAGUUUAAACGGUCGUUCAAAAUCUGGCGCAGCAAGAACAGGAGUACUACAUAAGAGUGCUUUAGCAGUGUUGAAAGCAGUACGACAAUCUUCAGACCAUACAAAUUUUCUCGCCGGACUGAGCAAAUCCAUUAAUGGAGCAACUACCGCAGAGAAAUUUUUACAGAAACUACGGUAGUAGCCAACCAUCCCUAAAAAGCGGCGUAGCUCUCUUCUGGUGGUAGGUGCGGGAAAUGCAUUUAUAGCUGAGACCUUGGCAUCUAGAGGGCGCACCUGACCACGGCCGACCUGUUCACCAAGAUAAGUAACAGUGGCCUUCCCAAACUCGCACUUUGCUAAGUUCAGGGUUAGAGAAGCGGUUGCUAGACGUUCACACACUACCCUUAGAGUGUUAACAUGAUCAGACCACUCAGUUGAAUAAAUUACCAGAUCAUCAAGGUAAGCACUACAAUUAGGAACUCCAGCCAAUACUGUGUUAACCAGGCGUUGGAAAGUGGCUGGUGCGUUCCGCAUCCCAAAUGCCAUGACAGCAUAUUGUAGAAAGUGAUCUGGGGUCACAAAGGCAGAGAUGUCGGAGGCACGUGAGGUUAACGGCACCUGCCAGUAACCUUUUAGAAGAUCUAGUUUGGUUACAUAAGUAGCAGCACCAACAGUAUCAAUACAGUCAUCCAGUCUGGGUAACGGGAACGAGUCGGGCACUGUGACAGCAUUGACCUUCCGAUAGUCCGUACAUAAUCUGGAUGUCCCAUCAGGUUUAGGAACCAGAAUGCACGGAGAACUCCAAGGACUUGAACUUGGCAUAGCCAGGUUAUUCUCUAGCAAAUAACCGACCUCAUCCCUCAUUAUCUUUCUUUUAGAGACGUUGACACGAUAAGCAUGUUGCUUGAUAGGUGCAGCGUUUCCAACAUUAAUGUCAUGUUCUAACACAUUUGUGCAUGUAGGAACAUCAUUAAAAAGACAUGGAAAGCUGUGUAAUAGUCUCACAAUAUCAUCUGACUGUCCGUCCGUUAAAUGAAUCAGGCUUGACGGGAGAGACAGCAGCAUCUCUGAAUUGGGCAAUCUAGCACACUGCUGCUGAGUAUUGCGCAACUCCAAACCAUCUCCGUCCACAUCAUUAACAUGACCUCCCACUACAGCCGUAGCAGCAAUAGAGACAGCCGACUCGGCCAGUUUCUCUGGACUGUCUAUCUGAGUAACGGGUCUGGUAUGUUUUCAACAUGUUAACGUGGCACACACGAGAUUGGCGUUUUCUAUCAGGAGUCUGUAUCACGUAGUCAGUUUCACUUAGUUUCUUUUCAAUUACAUAAGGACCAGAGAAACGUGCUGACAAUGACGCUCCUGGCACAGGCAACAAUACAAGAACUUGGUCACCUGGCUGCAGUGAACGAGAAACAGCCUGUGUGUCAUAGUGUCGUUUCAUCCGUUUCUGUGAGGAAGACAGCGCUUCCUUUGCUAGAGCACAGGCACCAUGUAGGCGCUCACGAAAGCGACUAACGUAGUCCAACACAUUUUCUUUCACACACAACUCUUGUGAUAAAAACUGAUCCUUAAGGACUUUCAUAGGUCCUCUCAUGGUGUGUCCAAACACCAGUUCAGCUGGGCUGAACCCUAAGGAUUCCUGUACUGUCUCACGGACAGCAAACAAAACUAGAGGAACUCCCUCAUCCCAAUCCUUCUCAGAUUCCAAGCAAUAUUUACGGAGCAUAGACUUCAGUGUCUGAUGCCAACGUUCAAGCGCACCCUGAGACUCUGGGUGGUAUGCGCUGGACACACGGUGUGUAACUGACAAGGAUUUUAACACUUGUUUGAAAAGUUUUGAAAGGAAAUUCGUACCCUGAUCAGUUUGUAUCACCUUAGGUAACCCAAAAGUUGAGAAGAAUUUGAUCAACGCUUUACUCACCACCGGAGCAGUAAUCCUUCGCAGAGGAAUGGCCUCUGGGUACCUGGUGGCCACACACAUAAUCGUCAACAUAAACUGGUUACCAGAUUUUGUCUUUGGUAAUGGUCCAACACAAUCAACCAUCACAUGUUCGAAUGGUUCACCUAUGGCCGGUAUGGGACAAAGAGGUGCGGGGGAAAUAACCUGGUUCGGUUUCCCAGUUACUUGACAGGUGUGGCAAGUCCGACAGAACUGAGCCACAUCUUGUUUUAAACCAGGCCAAAAGAUAUGUCGCAAAACUCGAUCAUAAGUCUUGGUGACUCCCAGAUGUCCGGACCACUGGUGAUCAUGAGCGAGGGAUAAAACAUUUUGUCGAAAGGCUGUAGGAAUCACUAUUUGGUAAACAGCAUUCCAAUCUCCGCCAGCGUCAACAUGGGAUGUCCAUUUACGCAUGAGGAGAUUACCAUCAAUGAAGUAUGCCAUGUUUUUCUUCUUUAGCUCCUCCUCUGAGACAACAUUAGAAAAACAUUUAGCUAGGCUAAUGUCAACCUUUUGGUUAGCGAUCAGCUGCUCACGAGUGACUGGUAACUGUAUUGCCUCAGGAACAAGUUCCACAUCCUUCUUCCUUUCUCUGGGCUGUUGGUCAGACUGCACCAGCUUACCAGAGGUAGCACCCGAACUAUCCUCUGGGUCACACUCUCUGAAUAGAAUCGUGUUCGACAAAUCUAUCACUUCACCCACUUGUCGUUCUUGAGCACGUGUGACAGCACAAGCGGGGAACACAUCUGGAUAACCCUGUGCCAGCUCCUCGGAGAGAGACUGGUCACUUUUAUCCAAUACCUCCAAUACGGGUAUCACCUUUCCUCCGGCAAUAUCGUUGCCCAUUAUAAAUGUCACACCUUUUACUGGCAACAUAGGACGUACGCCAACUCUGAACACUCCACUGACUAACUCAGAGUGUACGUUCACAAAGUGCAAUGGCACUGGGACGAAUCCCAUUUCAAUUCCUUGUACUAACACACUGGAACCACAAUAUGUAUUAUUGGACAAGGGCAACACAUCAGAUAGUAUGAACGACUGCGCCGCACCAGUAUCUCUGAGGAUUCUAACUGGACGCUGAGACGCUUCGUCAUCUGAUAUAGAAACAAACCCCUCAAAAAUGAACGGUUCAUAACUGUGAUCUGGGACUGGAACUUUCAAACCACAUUCACUAUGAGGCCUCUGUCUUGAUUCCGGCCUUACAACCGUACGAAUCAGCCCAACACCCAUUGGCGGCCUGGCGUGCUGAGGCAUCCCCUGUUUGCGUUUAAGCAGAAAGCAAUCAUUAACCAUAUGUCCCACCUUAUGACAAUAGAAACAGUGACGCACAUCUUUUGGGUGUGCUGGAUGUACUGCUGGUCGACUAGGACUAAAAGUUAACAACUCUGCGGCCCUGCUCUCCGUACGAGCCGAAAACACGCUCUUAUGCGUCAACACAAACUCGUCUGCCAAUACAGACACUUCCGACAGUGAGGAUACUUUCUGUUCGUUCAGAUAAACUACAAUGCGUUCGGGUAAGCAAUUUUUAAACUCUUCUAACAAGAUUAACUCCCGUAGAGAGUUAAAAAUCAGUUACCUUACUAGCACUGUGCCAUUUGUCAAACAGAUUUCCUUUGUCUCCAGCAAACUCCACAUAAGUCUGAGUAGAAGCCUUUUUAUGAGACCUAAAUCUCUGUCGAUAUGCCUCAGGAACAAGCUCAUAGGCACGAAGAACAGUAGCUUUGACCACGUCAUAAUUUAAGCUGUCUUCAAGAGGUAGCGCCGACAGAACCUCUUGGGCUUUACCUGUUAAUUUACACUGAAGUAAUAGGCACCAUACCUCUUCGGGCCAUUUCAAUGCUACCGCUAUACGUUCAAAAACACUGAAAUAAGAAUCAACCUCUGACUCCCUGAACACAGGUACCAAGGUGAUCUGUCUACUAAUAUCAAAAGUAGCAGACGACACAGCUGGUGAGGACGGCUCACUAGAAGACAUAGUAUGAGCAGAGACUAACCUCGCUGUUUCUGCCUCUAGUUCCAUUUUACGCAUCUCCAGUUCUUGAUCAAGCCUACGCGUCUCCAGUUCUUGAUCAAGCCUACGCAUUUCCAGUUCCUGAUCAAGCCUACGCGUUUCCAGUUCCAUCUUACGCGUCUCCAGCUUGUCUUGCCUGAUCUGUGCUCGCUCUUCCGCCUCCAUUUGGAGCCGUGUCGAGCGGACAUCCAUCCUGGCAUCACUGUCAGUCAGUGGGGAGAGUGGGUCAAAACGGGGCAAUGUGGCUGGAGCCUUAGCCUCGUCCUCAGACACCGAUGGGCUUACAGGAGCAGCAACCACAUCCCCUACAGGAGCAGCAGGGUCAGGCGGCGGUAACUCAAGCACUCGCUCGUUCAAUAAUAUCUCUAACACUACUUCCCUAACUUCUGCUUUCACUAAACCCCUUGAUAUGGGUACAGAAAAGUGGUCAGCCAAAACCUGUAGAUCCACUCUACGGCAAUUCUCAAAAACCUCCCACGUAGGGUUUUCCAAAAAUGCAUCCAACUCAAAAGUAGCCAUCCUAAACUAGCAACACGAGCCGUCGAAUACUGAACACAAAACCAGUUAGUUACAGCUGCCAAACUCAACACUGAACCAGACACUAACUAAUUUGCAUGAGUAGCACGGGUAUCAAUGAGAAUGAUCCCGGACGAACCCCCACAUUAUGUUAGGAACCCCGUGGCUUUAAACGUCUAGGGUGGAUGGAGAAGAGCCCCGUAACAUAAAUCAUGCAAAUUAGAAUCGUGACAUGGAACAGGGAGAACAAAAACUACACGACAACCAUAAACUACCGUCAAACAUAAAAGGUUUAUUUGUGAACACACGGUAAAGGUUUGGGAAAAAGGGCUGAGCAGGACCCAAGAAAUGAAACAAUAGUGUAAAACACCCCUAAACUGAACUUGCCUGCCUCAAGAACCGCUAAACUACUGCUAAUCAUACAAAAAUACAGUGGGUGGUCCGCUCAGGUCUAACUAGUGUUUAUAGACAGUUUUCUUUUUUACGGGUAAUGUAUGCCCAAGGGCAACUUGCUUAACUUCCCCUUUUCCCCGAAACACAAAGUUACCAAACAGAGUAACCAGCAAAUGAGUGAGUACACAGGACACCACAGUAUCCAUACUCACAUACGAAAAGUAGUCUAGCAAAGUUACCAAACAGAGGAACCAGCAACUUAGUGAGUAAACAAAACACAGGACACCACAGUAUCCAUACUCACAUACGGAAAUAGUCUCUAACAACAAACACAACUGACCGGCUUUUAAACAAUGGGAUGUGUGAUUGAAAAACCAAAAACAGGUGGUGCAAUGCAGAGGAAUGUUCACUGAUUGGUCCACCUUAGCAAUCAGCAGACACCCCAACGACCACCAAUCAGGAACAUACAGGACACCUGUGAUUAGGGCAGAAGGAGAGGGAAAAACAUAAAAAGACACAGGAUACCUGUAUCCGUAACAUACACUUUACUUGUAUAGCACAAUUCAUACAGAGACGGCAACUGAAGGUGCACUAACUGUAUGUGCAUGUAUAAACAUAGAAAAGUAUGAGCUCAAUGACCAUGUCCUUCCUCCAGGUGAUGAGAGAAAACGGUUCAUCAGAGGUUCUCAACAAGCUCUAUGACACGGCCAUGGACAAGCUGGAGGGGGUGAGGAAGGAGUACGAUUCACUGAGCAAACGCUACAGCGAGAAGGUAGCCAAUCACAACACGGACCUGAGCAGGCUGGAGCAGGUGGAGGAAGAGAACCGCCGACUACAGAAACAGAUUGACAUGCUGCUGAGACAACGAGACACGGCCAUACACUACCAACAACAGUGUUCUACGUCCAUGAGGAGGUAACACACAGACACACUGCUGAAACGAGACAGUUACACAUAUAUAUAUAUAUAUAUACUACUACACACCUCACCUUCUUCCUCUCUCCCCAGGUUUGACUCUGUACAACAGGAGCUGAACAAGUCUUCAGCCCAGAACAAGGAGCUGCAGAGGGAGAUGGAGCGGCUUCAGACGGAGGUGACACGCUGUAAGAACUUCCAGCUGAAGGCAGUAAAAGACUGUGAGAAGUGCAAGGAGGAGAGGGAUUCUGUGUUCAACGAGUACAGGCUCAUCAUGAGUGAGAGGGACCAGGUCAGAGUCAAAUACAUAUAAUACAUUAAGGCCCGGUUUUCCAGACACCAAUUACGCCUAGUCUUGGACUAAGAAGCUACUUUCAAUGUAGAAUCUCCAUUGAGUAUUUUAUCUUUGUGCAAGAAUUCAUCCUAAAGUAGUUUUUUUUAAUUCUGGGGAACAGGUGAUCAAGGAGCUGGACAAGCUGCAGACAGAGCUGGAGGCUGCAGAGGCCCGCCUCAAAAACACCACGUCUGAAAGGAUGGUGGCCAGCGAGAAGAUGGAGGCUCUCAGACAGGUACAGGUCAAUGAAUAAUUUUAUCAAUCAAGUCAAUCAAAUCAAAUCAAAUCACACAAAAAAUGCCACAUGCGCCGAAUACAACAGGUGUAGACAUUACAGUGAAAUGUUUACUUACAGCCCUUAACCAACAAUGCAUUUAUUUUUUUAUAAAAAAGUAAAAUAAAACAACAACAAAAAAGUGUUGAGAAAAAAAGAGCAGAAGUAAAAUAAAAUAACAGUAGGGAGGCUAUAUACAGUGAGGGAAAAAAAGUAUUUGAUCCCCUGCUGAUUUUGUACGUUUGCCCACUGACGAAGAAAUGAUCAGUCUAUAAUUUUAAUGGUAGGUUUAUUUGAACAGUGAGAGACAGAAUAACAACAAAAUAAUCCAGAAAAAUGCAUGUCAAAAAUGUUAUAAAUUGAUUUGCAUUUUAAUGAGGGAAAUAAGUAUUUGACCCCUCUGCAAAACAUGACUUAGUACUUGGUGGCAAAACCCUUGUUGGCAAUCACAGAGGUCAGACGUUUCUUGUAGUUGGCCACCAGGUUUGCACACAUCUCAGGAGGGAUUUUGUCCCACUCCUCUUUGCAGAUCUUCUCCAAGUCAUUAAGGUUUCGAGGCUGACAUUUGUCAACUCGAACCUUCAGCUCCCUCCACAAAUGUUCAAUGGGAUUAAGGUCUGGAGACUGGCUAGGCCACUUGUUGCCUUGGCUGUGUGUUUUGGGUCAUUGUCAUGCUGGAAUACCCAUCCACGACCCAUUAUAAAUGCCCUGGCUGAGGGAAGGAGGUUCUCACCCAAGAUUUGACGGUACAUGGCCCCGUCCAUCGUCCCUUUGAUGCUGUGAAGAUGUCCUGUCCCCUUAGCAGAAAAACACCCCCAAAGCAUAAUGUUUCCACCUCCAUGUUUGACGGUGGGGAUGGUGUUCUGGGGUCAUAGGCAGCAUUCCUCCUCCUCCAAACACUGCGAGUUGAGUUGAUGCCAAAGAGCUCGAUUUUGGUCUCAUCUGACCACAACACUUUCACCCAGUUCUCAUCUGAAUCAAUCAAUUUCAAUCAAUUUUAUUUUAUAUAGCCCUUCUUACAUCAGCUAAUAUCUCGAAGUGCUGUACAGAAACCCAGCCUAAAACCCCAAACAGCUAGUAAUGCAGGUGUAGAAGCACGGUGGCUAGGAAAAACUCCCUAGAAAGGCGAAAACCUAGGAAGAAACCUAGAGGAACCAGGCUAUGAGGGGUGGCCAGUCCUCUUCUGGCUGUGCCGGGUGAAGAUUAUAACAGAACCAUGCCAAGAUGUUCAAAAAUGUUCAUAAGUGACAAGCAUGGUCAAAUAAUAAUCAGGAAUAAAUCUCAGUUGGCUUUUCAAAGCCGAUCAUUAAGAGUUGAAAACAGCAGGUCUGGGACAGGUAGGGGUUCCAUAACCGCAGGCAGAACAGUUGAAACUGGAAUAGCAGCAAGGCCAGGCGGACUGGGGACAGCAAGGAGUCACCACGGCCGGUAGUCCCGACGUAUGGUCCUAGGGCUCAGGUCUCUCAGUUGGCUUUUCAUAGCCGAUCAUUAAGAGUUGAAAACAGCAGGUCUGGGACAGGUAGGGGUUUCGUAACCGCAGGCAGAACAGUUGAAACUGGAAUAGCAGCAAGGCCAGGCGGACUGGGGACAGCAAGGUGUCAUCAUGCCCGGUAGUCCUGACGUAUGGUCCUAGGGCUCAGGUUCUCAGAGAGAAAGAGAGAACGAGAGAAUUAGAGAGAGCAUACUUAAAUUCACACAGGACACUGGAUAAGACAGGAGAAGUACUCCAGGUAUAACCAACUAACCCCAGCCCCCCGACACAUAAACUACUGCAGCAUAAAUACUGGAGGCUGAGACAGGAGCGGUCCGGAGACACUGUGGCCCCAUCCGAAGAAACCCCCGGACAGGGCCAAACAGGAAGGAUAUAACCCCACCCACUCUGCCAAAGCACAGCCCCCGCACCACUAGAGGGAUAUCCUCAACCACCAACUUACAAUCCUGAGACAAGGCCGAGUAUAGCCCACAGAGGUCUCCACCACAGCACAAACCAAGGGGGGGGCGCCAACCCAGACAGGAAGAUCACGUCAGUAACUCAACCCACUCAAGUGACGCACCCCUCCCAGGGACGGCAUGAAAGAGCACCAGCAAGCCAGUGACUCAGCCCCUGCAACAGGGUUAGAGGCAGAGAACCCCAGUGGAGAGGGGAACCGGCCUGGCAGAGACAGCAAGGGCUGUUCGUUGCUCCAGAGCCUUUCCGUUCACCUUCACACUCCUGGGCCAGACUACACUCAAUCAUAUGACCUACUGAAGAGAUAAGUCUUCAGUAAAGACUUAAAGGUUGAGACCGAGUCUGCGUCUCUCACAUGGGUAGGCAGACUGUUCCAUAAAAAUGGAGAUCUAUAGGAGAAAGCCCUGCCUCCCGCUGUUUGCUUAGAAAUUCUAGGGACAAUUAGGAGGCCUGCGUCUUGUGACCGUAGCGUACGUAUUGGUAUGUACGGCAGGACCAACUCGGAAAGAUAGGUAGGAGCAAGCCCAUGUAACGCUUUAUAGGUUAACAGUAAAACCUUGAAAUCAGCCCUUGCCUUAACAGGAAGCCAGUGUAGGGAAGCUAGCACUGGAGUAAUAUGAUCAAAUUUCUUGGUUCUAGUCAGGAUUCUAGCAGCCGUAUUUAGCACUAACUGAAGUUUAUUUAGUGCUUUAUCCGGGUAGCCGGAAAAUAGAGCAUUGCAGUAGUCUAACCUAGAAGUAACAAAUGCAUGGAUUAAUUUUUCUGCAUCAUUUUUGGACAGAGAAUUUCUGAUCUUUGCAAUGUUACGUAGAUGGAAAAAAGCUGUCCUUGAAACAGUCUUGAUAUGUUCGUCAAAAGAGAGAUCAGGGUCAAGAGUAACGCCGAGGUCCUUCACAGUUUUAUUUGAGACGACUUUACAACCAUCAAGAUGAAUUGUCAGAUUUAACAGAAGAUCUCUUUGUUUCUUGGGACCUAGAACAAGCAUCUCUGUUUUGUCCGAGUUUAAAAGUAAAAAGUUUUCAGCCAUCCACUUCCUUAUGUCUGAAACACAGGCUUCUAGCGAGGGCAAUUUUGGGGCUUCACCAUGUUUCAUUGAAAUGUACAGCUGUGUGUCAUCCGCAUAGCAGUGAAAUCCGCACAUCAUUCAGAUGUUCAUUGGCAAACUUCAGAUGGGCCUGUAUAUGUGCUUUCUUGAGCAGGGGGACCUUGCAGGAUUUCAGUCCUUCACGGCGUAGUGUGUUACCAAUUGUUUUCUUGGUAACUAUGGUCCCAGCUGCCUUGAGAUCAUUGACAAGAUCCUCCCAUGUAGUUCUGGGCUGAGUCCUCACCGUUCUCAUGAUCAUUGCAACUCCACGAAGUGAGAUCUUGAAUGGAGCCCCAGGCCGAGGGAGAUUGACAGUUCUUUUGUGUUUCUUCCAUUUGUGAAUAAUCGCACCAACUGUUGUCACCUUCUCACCAAGCUGCUUGGCGAUGGUCUUGUAGCCCAUUCCAGCCUUGUGUAGGUCUACAAUCUUGUCCCUGACAUCCUUGGAGAGCUCUUUGGUCUUGGCCAUGGUGGAGAGUUUGGAAUCUGAUUGAUUGAUUGCUUCUGUGGACAGGUGUCUUUUAUACAGGUAACAAGCUGAGAUUAGGAGCACUCCCUUUAAGAGUGUGCUCCUAAUCUCAGCUCGUUACCUGUAUAAAAGACACCUGGGAGCCAGAAAUCUUUCUAAUUGAGAGGGGGUCUCAUACUUAUUUCCCUCAUUAAAAUGCAUUUGACAUGCGUUUUUCUGGAUUUUUUGGUUGUUAUUCUGUCUCUCACUGUUCAAAUAAACCUACCAUUAAAAUUAUAGACUGAUCAUUUCUUUGUCAGUGGGCAAACGUACAAAAUCAGCAGGGGAUCAAAUACUUUUUUCCCUUACUGUAUACAGGGGGGUACCGGUGCAGAGUCAACACCUCGUCUGAGAGGUUCAUAAAUUAUUUAAUCAGUCAAAACACUUAGAGGGUGAUAGCCAGGGAGGAGAUUGAGGCUCGCAAACAGGUAAUUAUCAUAGGUUAAUCAAUUAAUAUAUAUCUGUUUAUUAAUCAAUCAAACUCACCUCGUCUGAAACAAUGGUGGCCAUUGAGGCUCUCAGACAGCUGCUCGGUCAAUUAGCUAAAUUUGUCGCUGCCAGAUCAACAAAGGGAUUUUAUGAUUGUGUUAUGGCAUUAAAUAUGACUUGAUUGUGGUUGUUUUUAGGAGCUGAACUCGUCGUUGGUGGACCGGGACAGGGCAAUCUGUGAGAGGAACGAGCUGUUGGAGAAGUACUGCCACGAGGUGAAGGACAAGGCUGAGGCCCAAAAGGAGCUGAGCCAAGCCUGUAAAGAUAUUGAGACGGUCCGGGAGGAGAGAGACGUGGCCCGCAAGGAGAGGACAGAGGCCAUCAUACAGAGAGAUCAGCUACUGAGAGAAUACUACCAGGCUAGACAGGUAACACAAACACACCUGAAACAACACACACACCUUACAGGUAUGAUACACAACUGUCUUGGAGAGAGGACAGAGGCUGUCAAAAGGUGCAUGAUAAAGAGCUUAGAGGAUCCCAUAAGCUGUCAACCAUUUGGAUUAUGUGAGUUGCAUGACCCUAAAGCGGAUUUAGUGCCUUAGACAAAUGCUGCUAUUGCUGCUCCUGACACUUCCCUGAUCAGACCACUAGAUGGCCCUCCUACUGCGGUUUUACAAUACAGGAGUCGGGAUGCUUCAAAUCUGUGAUAGAAAUCCCAGUUGGAUGAUUCCUUCGCUACUGAUCCCUUCUGAUUCCGGGAAUUCUCCAACUGGGAUUUCUGAGAAACCUGAGAACUUUGUGAAAGUUUCAGGAAAUGUGUGUUUGAUCUGUUGAAGUUUCAUGUAUUGAAAGUGGCUGACUAGCGUGUGUCCAUGUGUGUCCGUGUCUGUGCGUGUGUUCAUGUCUGUGUGUGCUCGACAGAAACAAGACUCUGCCACCCUGGACAUAGAGCGGGCCAACAAGGAGAUGGAGGUGUUGAGGAAGCAGUACGAGGCCAUGUCCCAGGAGCUGAAGGAGGCUACGCAGGAGGCAGAGGUGGCCAAGUGUCGACGUGACUGGGCCUUCCAGGAGAGAGACAAGAUAGUGGCAGAGAGAGAGAGCAUACGGUGAGAAAUAGGAAAGAGUGGCGUAGGCUCUUUUUUAAUUCCUCUUUCCUUGAUUCCUUGCAUUUUCUCUCCUUGCCUCCUUCUGAAAACGCAUUUGAGUAGAAGGUCCGAGAGGAGGAACCUUGGGUCUUCCUCAAUGUGUUUUGAGAAGGAGGCAUGGAGAGAGGAAGCAAUUAAUAUUGACUGACUAAACUGUGCUGAUGCUUGAUAAUGUCAUAUCCUGCCCCUCCAGGACGCUGUGUGACAACCUGCGUAGGGAGCGGGACCGGGCGGUCAGCGAUCUGGCCGACGCCCUUCGUAACCUUGACGACAUGAGGAAGCAGAAGAAUGACUCGUCACGGGAACUGAAGGAACUCAAGUGAGUCCCAGAGCACACAGACACACACAGAAAAUGCCUGGCCUCCUCUAAAUAACCUUUUUCUAAGCUGGCCCCUGUAAGAAUAUAGUUGAAUAGCCCAGGUCUAUGAGGUUAAUUAAACACACACACACAUACCAUACCACACCACACCACACCACACACUUUCCACUUUCUCAACCCCCUUGUAGUGAUGUGAAAAGCUCCCUCUACUGGUCAGUGUGUGACUGCCAUAUUAAAUUAUCUCCGUAUCUUGACUUUGAGAGCUCGUCCUCCUUUCCUGUGACGAAGAAGAAAAGCGUAACAUUUAGGUGAAGUCAACAACCCCCUCAAGGCCUGCCUCCUAAGGACAUCAUGUAUCUUGGUGACAGUCAGCCACCAUAGGCCUAUUUCUCCUUCUACCUUUCCUUUACACACUGUAGAAUAUUACCUUGCUACUACUUUUUGACUUUGGUAACACUUCACUUGCAGCACCUUGAAAGGUGGCUUUGCCCUAUAGAUAACUAUGGUGGGUUGCUUUGCCCUAUAGAUAUCUAUGGUGUCCUAUAGAUGUAGUUAUACAGCAUUUAGAAACUGUAUGAAAAUGCUACAAGGCAGAAGUUUCCUCAUUUAGCAGAUAGUGUACAUGCCCUAAGGGACAUGUAGGUCUAUCCUGCACACUGUUGUUAUGCGCUUUGAUCUGUGUGAUGUCACUUCCUGUGGUCAGAGAGAAGAUGGAGAGCCAGCUGGACAAGGAGGCGAGGUUUUGUCAGCUGAUGGCCCACAGCUCCCAUGACUCAGCCAUCGACACAGACUCUCUGGAGUGGGAGACGGAGGUGGUGGAGUUUGAGAAGGACAGGGUGAGACUCAAAUAAUUUUAUUGAUUUUAUUGAAUUAUUAUUGAAUUACUAUUUGACUUACUUUUGAUGAGGAAUCGAUUGUUUGGAUGGAUGGCUGGAUGAAUUAAUGGAUGGAUCGAUUGAUUGAAUAAAUUAAUUUCUGUGCCUUUAAACAGCUUGGAAAAUUCCAGAAAAUGAUGUCAUGGCUUUAGAAGCUUCUGAUAGGCUAAUGGACAUCAUUUGAGUCAAUUGGAGGUGUAAACUCAGUGCCUCUUUGCUUGACAUCAUGGGAAAAUCAAAAGAAAUCAGCCAAGACCUCAGAAGUCUGGUUCAUGCUUGGGAGCAAUUUCCAAAUGCCUGAAGGUACCACGUCCAUCUGUACAAACAAUAGUACGCAAGUAUAAACACCUUGGGACCACGCAGCCGUCAUACCGCUCAGGAAGGAGACGCGUUCUGUCUCCUAGAGAUGAACGUACUUUUGUGCGAAAAGUGCAAAUCAAUCCCAGAACAACAGCAAAGGACCUUGUGAAGAUACUGGCGGAAACAGGUACAAAAGUAUCUAUAUCCACAGUAAAACGAGUCCUAUAUCGACAUAACCUGAAAGGCCGCUCAGCAAGGAAGAAGCCACUGCUCCAAAACCGCCAUAAAAAAGCCAGACUAUGGUUUGCAACUGCACAUGGGGACAAAGAUGGUACUUUUUGGAGAAAUGUCCUGUUGUCUGAUGAAGCAAAAAUAGAACUGUUUGGCCAUAAUGACCAUCGUUAUGUUUGGAGGAAAAAGGGGGAUUCUUGCAAGCUGAAGAACACCAUCCCAACCGUGAAGCACGGGGGCAGCCCCAUCAUGCUGUGGGGGUGCUUUGUUGCAGGAGGGACUGGUGCACUUCACAAAAUAGAUGGCAUCAUGAGGAAGGAAAAUUAUGUGGCUAUAUUGAAGCAACAUCUCAAGACAUCAGUCAGGAAGUUAAAGCUUGGUUGCAAAUGGGUCUUCCAAAUGGACAAUAACCCCAAGCAUACUUCCAAAGUUGUGGCAAAAUGGCUUAAGGACAACAAAAUCAAUGUAUUGGAGUGGCCAUCACAAAGCCCUGACCUCAAUCCUAGAACAUUUGUGGGCAGAACUGAAAAAGCAUAUGCGAGCAAGGAGGCCUACAAACCUGACUUGGUUACACGAGCUCUGUCAGGAGGAAUGGGCCAAAAUUCACCCAACUUGUGGAAGGCUACCUGAAACAUUUGACCCAAGUUAAACAAUUUAAAGGCAAUGCUACCAAAUACUAAUUGAGUGUAUGUAAACUUCUGACCCACUGGGAAUGUGAUGAAAUAAAUAAAAGCUGAAAUAAAUCAUUCUCUCUACUAUUAUUCUGACAUUUCACAUUCCUAAAAUAAGGUGGUGAUCCUAACUGACCUAAGACAGGGGAUUUUUACUAGGAUUAAAUGUCAGGAAUUGUGAAAAACUGAGUUUAAAUGUAUUUGGCUAAGGUGUAUGUAAACUUCUGACUUCAACUGUAGAUAACCAGUGAACAGUAUGUUAAACUUUGCUGUUUUCCUGCAGGAUGACAUGGAUUUGAAGGCACUUGGGUUUGACAUAGCAGAGGGGGUAAAUGAUCCGUAUUUACCAGGAGAUUGUGGAAUAUUUGUGACGAGAGUGGACAAAGGAAGUAUUGCAGAUGGAAGGUUAAGGUAAUUCUCUAUGAUUUGUUACAUUUCUUGAGGUUCAAGUUCAAGAACCCCUGUUCUUUCCUCAUCUUCAUCAUCCCCAAUAACACAUUUUUACUUCCUGCUUUUCAGAGUGAACGAUUGGUUGCUGAAGAUAAACGACAUGGACCUGACCAACAAGGACAGAAAGCAGGUGGUAAAGGCAGUGCUUAACGGAGGCGGGCUGAUAAACAUGGUGGUGCGCAGGAGGAAGUCCCUGGGAGGGAGGCUGGUCACCCCCGUACACAUUAACCUGAUCGGACAGAAAGGUAACACUUUUUUGUGGAAACCGUUUACUCCAAAUGUAAAAUGUUUUGCAAAGAAAACGAGAGUUUCUAUUAAACAAAUUCAGGUAGGUCCAUCCCCCUUUCAUUCCGUUUGCUCUGUUUGCCGCCGUCUGGUUCUUAGAGUAAACUGUAAAUCACUUAAUCAAUCAUUCAACAAAACAACAAAUCAACUAGAACAGGUGUGUAUUCAUCAGUUGGAUUCUGUUGCAAAAGGUUUGGUCUGUUGCAAAACGUUUUGCAACGGAAUUCGACUAAUGAAUACACCCCUGUUCUAGUUGAUUUAAUGUUUUGUUUAAUGUUUGAUUGGGUGAUUGAUUUGAUUUCUUGGGUUGAUUGAUUGUAUUAUAUCAUUUGUAUGCAUUUGGUAUUCUUCUAGUACAGUAUUUUAAUGUAACACAUUGCUUUUCACAAGAUGGUCUGUCAUAAGAUUUCUUUAAUAAAUAUCUCUUCUCUAUUCCAGACAGUGGUAUAGGUCUGGAAAGUGGUGUGUUUGUGACGGCCCUUGUCCAGGGGAGUCCUGCUUCCAGGGAGGGAUCUCUGACGGUUGGAGACAGACUUAUCGCUGUGAGUCCUUCUCCUCUACCUCCUUAGUUUCUCCUUCUAAUUUUCCUCAUACUCUUUGUCUCCUGCUCUUCUUCUUCCUCCAUCACCCCAUCCACCUCACCUCCUUAUCCCCCUCCUCCUCUUCCUCCUGCUUCUACUCCUACUCCUCCUCUUUUCCAACCUCUACCUCCUUUUCCUUCACCUCCACCUGAUUUUACCCCUGUUCCAUUUCAGUCUCUAGUGAUUUGGUGACAGACAGAAUCAUAGCCAGUCAUCACUCUACCUGGCAGAAUGACCUUCUCUCUAAUCAUGAUCCACCAACUCAAUCUGCAAUCAUAAUCCUCCAGGUCCUUACUGUGAACCUCUACAGCUUAAUAAAACCACUGGGCUUAGAUAUCUCCCCACUCACCUCUAAUGGCAGACCAAGGCUUGCGUCUCAAAUUGCACCCUAUUCCCUACAAAGCGCACUAUUAUUUACCAGAGUCCAUUCGGCCAAGGUCGAAACUAAUGCACAAUAUAUGAAAUAGGGUGCCAGUUCGGACGCACCCCUGUUGACACCCUCACCUUUAAUAGUGAAGUCUGGCUAACUGAUAUGGGACAUGAUAGCUAAGUGUUAGUGAUUAGCGAGCAUAAGACCAGAUGCCUGCAGAUGUCAAUCAUGGUUGUGUAUCAUCUUAUACCAUGUCCUUGUAGUUGUUAGUAACUUAAUGUAGCAGGUUAUAUUUCACAUAUACAGUAGAUGUUUAAUUAUGUUAGUAAGCAAAGGACUUGAACGCGCUGAACCAACAGUGACAUGUGCACAAUUUGCAUAUGCCACAGCUGCACUCUUGCACUCUUAAUGCUCAUUACUCAGACUAGACUCCCCAGAUGGAAUAACAUGCUUCAAAGAGUACUGUUUCAUUUUAGAUGUUAAAAGUUCACUGAAUUCUCUUUGUUGGUGUGGGGGCAUGUAGCCUAGCGGUUAGAGCGUUGGGCAAUUAACCGAAAGGUCGCUGGUUCGAAAACCCGAGCCGACAAGGUGAAAAAAUCUGUCAAUGUGCCCUUGAGCAAAGCACUUAACCCUAAUUAGCAAGGCUGACCCUGUUAAACAACACAUUUCACUGCACCUAUCGGUAUAUGUGACAAACGUUUUUUAUUUUAAAGACUCAGGCUUGAAUACAUUACCUACUUUCCUCUUUCCCCUUCCUGCGUUCCUCUCCUCGCCGCAGUAUUUUAUAAUUCAUCUCAGGCCUAUUGUCAUGGAAAUGUGGGGAUUGAGAAAGGAGUGUGGGGGUGUUAUAGUUCUAAGAAGAACCACUGGCCUAGAUUUCUAAUAGUAUCCCACUACAGCAGCAGGCAGACUCAAGUCUCUGGCACUGUGUUCUUCAGGUGCAGGGGAUCUCUAUUUGGGGUUAGGGUUAGUUUAAUUCUCAUCCUAUCUUGAAAGCAAUACCACCUAGCAAAACUGUAUGUGUGUUUUGAGAAUGACGUGUGAGUAGUGUGUGUACUGUGUUUCUGAGUGUGUCCUCUGUUGCUUCCAGAUCAACGGCAUCACUCUGGACAACAAGUCGGUGACAGAGUGUGAGACACUGCUGAGGAGCUGCAGGGACUCUCUCAGCCUCUCUCUCAUGAAGGUGCAUCUAAACUAGCUCCUCUACUAAGCUCCUUCAAUACACACUGGCCUCAAAUUAGACUAAAGACAAGUUCUCCUCCAGUCAAUGUGGAGCCACAUAACAGCCUUAUUUUACCAUAGGGCUUUGACUUGAAGGUGAAUCUAAACUUCACCGCUGACUGGCCUCAAAUCAGCCUUAAAUUAGACUCAGGUUCUCCUCAUGUCCAUGUAGUGCCAUACGCUGCAACACCCUUAUUUGAUGCUAUAGCGGGCACUGUUUUUAGGACAGCGACUGACUUUCUCAAGUUUGUCAAGAACAAACAUGUUAGAUACUACUGCACUGCAGUGACUAGAUACCAGGAUAGUGUAAAAACUUUUUUGGGGGGAAAAGUUUAGAGUUUUGGAAAAAAUGAAAUUUGUGUUUACUAGUCCAAUGCUAUUCCUAACACCCUCUCGAUCUCUAUCCUCUGUCCUCUAUCCUCUUAUGUCCCCAGUUCUUCCCUCACAGUUCGUCGGGCCAGAACAUCUUCGACAGCCUGCGGGAGUCAUCGUCUAACGGCCGUCUCUCCGAGGUCCACUCCAGGAACAGCCGUAACCUCAAACACAACAGCUCCACACAGACAGACAUCUUCUGCCCCGACACGGGUGACGGUGGGGGAGGUAGUAACGUCAGUGUCCCAGGAGAGAGGAGGAAGAGCAGGGGGGGUGAGCCUGAGGAGGGGAUGGGGGUGUACGGGGACGUCAGGAAGCCCUUCUCCAUGGGGUCUCUCCGGCCGUCCUCCGACCUUGGUCUGGGUCCCCCGGGCCGCUAUGGCCCCAGCGCCUUCCAGGACUGCUGCUCUGGGUCCCCCUAUGCCAAGCCCCCCCCACCCCCCAUGACCUACGACCCCUCUAACCCCCCCGAUUGCAUCACCAUGGAGACCACCCUGGAGAAGAAACACAGCGGCGGCACCUGGCCGAAGAUGAUCGUAGGCGGGAUGUCCGUCGCCGUGGAUACGACCACAGUGACGACUCCGACCCAGCGGUCCAUCUUCAAGUCACCCAAACAAAGGAAGUCCAUCUUCGACCCGGACGCCUUCAAACCACGGCCUGAGACUGCGCCCUCGUCUUCCAAGAUUGAGAACCUGUUGCCCAGUCAGCUGGUGGCCCACUCCCCGCAGCCCUCCAAGACAGAGUCUCUCUCCUCCUCCUCUACGGCCACACCCACCCCUCCGACACCGCCCACCCGCAGCGAUUCGUUCAAAUUCAAACACAAACAGCAGAGCAGCUCUGUCUCCGACUGCACGCUCACCUCCGACGGGAACGGGGGCAAGGGGGAGGCUGUUUCCAUGGUUACGGGGGAGGGCCACAGGGAACGAGAGAAGGAGCGAGAAAGAGAGAGGGAGCGAGACAGAAACGGGAACCACUACUUCCUGGACGGGAAGGUGCUGACAUCGAGGAAGUCAUGUGACGAGGACAUCGGACGCACCAGGGGGGAGGAGCCUGAGGUGAAGAGGCCCCGCCCUAAAUCAGCGCCGGCUCUCCGACGCAGGAUGACCCCCCAGUCCAUCACCCUGCCCUCCUUCCAGGUCAGUUUGAUGUUAAUGUAUAGUGCUUUUCACUAGGGCCGGUCACAAUAGUCUGAAGUUACUUUCUAGCUUCUCCUCUCCCCUCCAUAUGCAUUAACAUUAAAGAACUGAACAGGUGAAGUCAUCCUCUAAUAUGUUGCGUUCACCUACCUAGCCUAUGAUUUAAGAUCAACAAUGAUCAAGGAGAGGAGACAAGAAGUGCAUGCCAUUUUAAGACUAUUGAGAUGCACCUUAUGUCUCAAAACACUUAAUCUAAAAAGAGAAACACCAGCACUGUGUAGCCUAGCACCCAACCAGUACUCCAGGGUGAUACACGGCAGCCUUUUUGUGGCAGUAUUUACAGCCCUGUCUAUUUGUAUGCCUCUUAACCAGGCUGCCUCAAUGGUGAUUGAUGCCUCUGUACAGAGCUCCAGGCAAUAAGCAGCCUAGGGCUCAAAGUGCUGAGUCAGGGGCCGUGGUCUCGUCCUAGCACUCUCAAACAGCUCCUUCAGUCUACUUCUCAUCAUUCUCAUCUUUCUGUUUCAGGUCAUUGAACUGUGACUGUGGUCCUUUAUUGUCGUACUCUUUCUGUUCCUCAUUAAACCCAUUGGUUUCUGUAUCUGUCAAUCACCAGAGCUACUCCAAUGAUGAUUACUCUCCAGAGCCCAGAGAGAUGCUUCGCUCCUCCCCCAACCGCUCUCACAGACACAGUGUGGGCUUCGUCUCCACCGUCUACAACGGUACACUGCCUGCAAGUGAGUCACUCUCACACACACACACAAACACACACACUUUUAUUUUAUAUAUUGAUUUUUUUUUGCACCUUUUUGCUCCCCAAUUUCGUGAUAUCCAAUUGCGAUCCAAUUACGAUCUUGUCUCAUCGCUGCAACUCCCCAACGGGCUCGGGAGGCGAAGGUCGAGUCAUGCGUCCUCCGAAACAUAACCUGCCAAACCGCACUUCUUAACACCCGCCUGCUUAACCCGGAAGCCAGCCGCACCAAUGUGUCGAAGGAAACUCUGUUUACCUGACGACCGAGGUCAGCCUGCAGGCGCCCGGCCCGCCACAAAGAGUCGCUAGAGCGCAAUGAGCCAAGUAAAGUCCCCCCGGCCAAACCCUCCCCUAACCCGGACGACGCUGGGCCAAUUGUGCGCCGCCCUAUGGGACUCCCGAUCACGGCCGGUUGUGAUAGUCUGGGAUCGAACCCGGGUCUUUAGUGACGCCCCUAGCACUGCAGUGCCUUAGACCGCUGCAUCACUCGGGAGGCCCCACAUACACACUUUUCUAUCCGGAGCCUCUCUAGCCAGUGUGUGUUCCUCCUAUUUAACCAGUGUGAUUGUUGUUGGGUUCUCUAACCAGUGGGUGUGUGUGUGUUGUGUUCUAUCAGACUCGGCCCAUCGUGUCCUGGCCCCGUGUCCAGCGGUGACUGCUGUGAUGAGGAACCCAGUCUACACAGUCCGCAGCCACAGAGUGCACACCAACAACUGUCCCUCUGUCUCCUCCCAGAUCUGCCAACACCAGCACAACAACCAACACCCCAGGUAAUUACCCCAGACAGAAUAACUACUCCAAAAAUCAAGUGGAGCCCAGUCAUUCCUAACGGGGGCUAAUGAUUGUUUAGUCUAAAUUAUUGGCUUGAAAAUAUGAUGACAUUGCUAAAGUAGGUAAAUAAUUAGUAGGCUUUGUAUAACUUUGUCAUUAUGAUGUAGGCCAAUUUACUUUAUGGCAAUGUUGCCAUUGGUAAGAUAAGUUCGUUAAAAAUACCUUGCAAUGCUAACGUUAGCUAGCUGAAAUCCGGUGCCCUCCCCUCAAUCUUAGCUAGCUAUCUGAAGUCAAUCUGACGACAUUGCAAUGAUGACAAAAGGUUCUCCUACUAAUCAGUUGCCUCCUUUUGAAAUGUCGUCCUGUUUGAGAAUGCAUUGAGUAGAACAUUCAGUCGUGCACCAGUCCUCAAGAUGACUUUCAUAAAAAGGGCAUUAGUGACGCUAUGUGCAACCCAUGAAUUAUGUAGUGAGAGAGAGUGUGUGUGUGUGUGUUUGUCAGUCCGCAGCACCAGGGGCGUCUGAGCCUGGACCUGAGCCAAAAGCGUCCAGCAGCAGACUACUCCGAGUCCUCGUCACGCAGCAGCCACACCUCCCAUGGUACCAACUCACUACCCUCCAGUGCUCGCCUGGGCCUUGGUCAGUCACCCAUGCACGCACGCCAGACACACACACACGGUCAUAGGGCGGCGCACAAUUGGCCCAGCGUCGGGGUAGGCCGUCAUUGUAAAUAAGAAUUUGCCUAGUUAAUAAGAAAUUGCCUAGUUUAAAUAAAAUGUUACAUGCAGACACUCACACAUACUAACACACACACACACUCACACAAAAUACUCACAUUAUACAUGCGCAACACACACACACACUGACCUUUCCUCUAUUCUAUCAGGUUCGUCCAGUAACGUCCAGUACCGGACAGAGAGGAUAAAGAUCCCCUCCACUCCCCGCUACCCUCGAUCCAUGCUGGGCUCUGACAGAGGUACAUACAUGGAUGGAUGGAUGGAUGGAUGAAUGCAUAAUUAAACAAACAAAUUAGUUAACAAAAAUAUGGAUGGGUGGGUGGAUAGACAAAUUAAUGAAUUAACAAAUGGGUGGAUGGAUGAAUGAACACGUAUUAAGAUGCCUAUUCCCAGAAUACUGUACCUCUCGACCAAUAUUACCUGACGCUGGUCCCAAGGGGCCUUUAGAAUGUUGAUUUUCCACUCAACUAAAGAACAUUAUUCCAAAUCAAACCGCUGACUCAGGGUAUUUACAACCUGGUUACCUCUCUGAGAAAUGACACUGUAACUAUGGACCAAUUCUCUCCCUUUCCCACUCUCUCGCUUUCGCUCUACUACCAUGUUUUAACUGUUGUGAGUAUUUUAAUUGUUUUUACUAUGGUUGUAAGAAUGAGGAAUUAAUGAAGUACAAUCUCAUCUUAAUAUCAUUUCAUUUAAAGUCUCUUACCCUCUCUCCCUGCCCCCCCCCCUUCCAGGCUCCCUGUCACAUUCAGAGUGCAGCAGCCCCAGCCUCAUCACUCCCCCUCAAUCACCUCUAAACCUGGAGACUUCCUCCUUCACCAGCAGCCAAUCACAGAGCUCCAUAUCCACCCUGCCAAGAAUCUCUGUCAGCCCUGUGCCAAUUGGAGAGCGGAGGAAAGACCGGUAGGAAGGGAAAGACAAGAGAAGUGAGAUGGGGCUGGAAGGUCUAAAACAGUGUGUGGACUGGAGUACCCCCAGCAGUUCUAUUCAAUUGGUCAAAUAAUCACCAAGCCUUUUGUUAGCUGAAUCAGGUGGGCUAGUACUAGAAUACAUCAAAUAAGUGGAACAGGCUGAGGGUACUCGAGGAGAGGUUUAGGAAACACUGGUCUAAAGGAAUACAGAUAGGAAGUGUGUGAUGCAUUGAUUAUAUAUCAGUUAAAAUGCUGUUGGUAUAUGCAGUAUAAAGCUCAGUUGAGUGUUGCUGCCAUUUCUCCUUGUAGCCUGGUCCCAGAUCUGUUUGUGCUUUAGCCAACUCAUUUGACUAUGCCAGUGGAAUGAUGUUCAAAUUUUAUUUGUCACAUGCGCAGAAUACAACUGGUGUAGACUUUACCGUCAAAGGCUUGCUUACGAACCCUUCCCAACGUUGCAGAGUUUAAAAAUAGUAACACGAGGAAUAAAAUAAAAGACAGAAGAAUGGAGCAAUAUACAGGGAGUACCAGUACCAGAUCAAUGUGCAGAGGUACGGGGUAUUUGAAGUAGAUAUGUACAUGGUGAAGUGAAGUGCACUACCUGAGCCACAGGGUGAAGUGACUAGGCAUAUCAGGAUAGAUAAUAAUAAGAGUAAAAUAAAGAAGCAGCAGCAAAUUAUGAGUGUAAAAGUGUGUGUGUGUAAUGUGUGUGUAUGCAUGUUUGUGUUGUGUUGGUAUGCGUGGGUUUUGUGUGUUAGUCAGAAGGGUUCGCUAAACACAUGCAGAAGGAACCAGGCUAUUUUCCUUUUGUAUUUUUUAGUUAUUUCUUCUUCUCACACCAGACCUGUUCGGCCUCUGCAUUUCUCUCUGUUUUCUUUUUCAUCACCUCUCACUGUUUUCUUUUGCUGUCUGUCUGUCCUUCCUGUCCCCUUCCUGUUUGUUUUUCUCUCGUCCGUCUCCUCCCUCGUUUCUUCUCUUCUAUCUGCCGUGUGUAAAUGUCUCCAGGUCUCUGCACCGUAACAGGUCUUUUCUGAGGAUUCCUCUGGCUGCUAGGCCGAGGUUCUCCUCUCUCAGGAGCCUCAGGUUUGUUGACUGACUGACUGAUGGUCUUACUGUUAACAUGCUUGAGUGUUGGAUAGAAAUGCUGAAAUGAAGAUGUAUACACAGGCCCCCUUCAGAAAGAACUCCUAGCCCCCACCCUGAGGCACUUGACUUGUGAUUAGGAGCUCGGAGUUGUUUCUGGGAGGAGCUCAUUGAGAUCUAGUGUAGGCACCUGGAAUGUGUAAAGCGUGUGUUGUGUGGAAUUCCUCACCCCUGAACAGCAGUUAGGCCGACAUCCCACUUCUCAGUUGAACAGGUCUGUGCAUGCCAGGUUUACAUUAGCUUGUUUCACUGAAAAGAUCCAGAAAAUAUCUAAUUCCUCUUGAACCGGAUUUGAUAUAGACGUGUGCUGCGUCUCAGUUGUCACUGACAGUUUUGUGUUUGUAUGGUUGGACUUGUUGAAAUGACUUGGCCACUUGUUUCAUGUGUAAAGUCCUCACUGAGGCUGCAUGCUACUGAAUGUCCGUGCCCUUUUGCAGAUGGGAUGGCAUUCUGUGUGUCUUUGGGUCCAAUGCUAGUCACCAGGUUGAAUGUGAAGAUACCUCUGUCCAUCACACAACCUCUGGAUCUUUUGCUUGUCUUCUUCUUGUAGCACACAGUCUGUCUGUCCCUGUUAUUUCUGUCGGUUGGUCCUUCCUGUGAUAUGUAAUAUGCCUCCAUAUAUGUCUCUGUGUUGUGAAAAUCAGUAUGUGCGUUACAUAGCACCCUAAUCCCUAUGUAGUGCACUACUUUUGGCAAUACCCUCAUAGGGGAGAUGAGAUGCAGCCCUGAAGUUUCUCCUCCCUCCCUCCCAUCAGGCCGUACCUGGAGGAACCUCGGAACGUGAUUGUUCAUAAAGGGGCGGAGCCUCUGGGCAUCUCUAUCGUCAGCGGCGAGAACGGUGGCAUCUUCGUCUCCAAGGUAACAGGAGGCAGCAUCGCCCACCAGGCCGGCCUGGAGUAUGGCGACCAGCUCCUUGAGGUAACUUCCCUUUUUUCUGUUUCAUUGCUGCUUCCUGCCAGGGUUAUGGGUCAUAUCCAUUUCAGCUCAGGAGGAAAUUAUAAAUGUGAUGAUGUAGACUGCAGCCAGCACAGUCGCUUGCACAUCUAGACUACACAUGCGCUAAUUCCCCCCUCAUGGAAUAAAACAUUACAUUUUAGCAGAUGCUCUUAUCCAGAGUGACCUACAGUCAGACAUUCAUGCCUGAGAAUGACAUGUAGAAUUAAGUUUAUUUUCAGUUAGGUUUUUUCUAUAACAUCUUACCUUUCUCUCCUCUUUUUCAUCUCUCCCCUCCUCCUCCUCCAGUAUAAUGGUAUUAACUUGCGUAAUGCCACAGAGCAGCAAGCCAGGCUAAUAAUUGGUCAGCAGUGUGACACUAUCACCAUCAUGGCUCAGUACAACCCCCACAUGUACCAGCUGGGAAACCACUCACGCUCCAGGUAAUACACAAACACACACACACACACACACACACACACACACACACACACACACACACACACACACACACACACCUGGAAAACCACUCACAAUCCAAAUAAAAAAAUGAAAUUUCUUCCCAGAGGUCUUUAAAAAAUAUAUAUAUAUAUACACUGCUCAAAAGAAUUAAGGGAACACUAAAAUAACAUCCUAGAUCUGAAUGAAUGAAAUAAUCUUAUUAAAUACUUUUUUCUUUACAUAGUUGAAUGUGCUGACAACAAAAUCACACAAAAAUGAUCAAUGGAAAUCAAAUUUAUCAACCCAUGGAGGUCUGGAUUUGGAGUCACCCUCAAAAUUUAAAGUGGAAAACCACACUACAGGCUGAUCCAACUUUGAUGUAAUGUCCUUAAAACAAGUCAAAAUGAGGCUCAGUAGUGUGUGUGGCCUCCACGUGCCUGUAUGACCUCCCUACAACGCCUGGGCAUGCUCCUGAUGAGGUGGCGGAUGGUCUCCUGAGGGAUCUCCUCCCAGACCUGGACUAAAGCAUCCGCCAACUCCUGGACAGUCUGUGGUGGAACGUGGCGUUGGUGGAUGGAGCGAGACAUGAUGUCCCAGAUGUGCUCAAUUGGAUUCAGGUCUGGGGAACGGGCGGAGCAGUCCAUAGCAUCAAUGCCUUCCUCUUGCAGGAACUGCUGACACACUCCAGCCACAUGAGGUCUAGCAUUGUCUUGCAUUAGCAGGAACCCAGGGCCAACCGCACCAGCAUAUGGUCUCACAAGGGGUCUGAGGAUCUCAUCUCGGUACCUAAUGGCAGUCAGGCUACCUCUGGCGAGCACAUGGAGGGCUGUGCGGCCCCCCAAAGAAAUGCCACCCCACACCAUGACUGACCCACCGCCAAACCGGUCAUGCUGGAGGAUGUUGCAGGCAGCAGAACGUUCUCCACUGCGUCUCCAGACUCUGUCACGUCUGUAACAUAUGCUCAGUGUGAACCUGCUUUAAUCUGUGAAGAGCACAGGGCGCCAGUGGCGAAUUUGCCAAUCUUGGUGUUCUCUGGCAAAUGCCAAACAUCCUGCACGGUGUUGGGCUGUAAGCACAACCCCCACCUGUGGACGUCGGGCCCUUAUACCACCCUCAUGGAGUCUGUUUCUGACUGUUUGAGCAGACACAUGCACAUUUGUGGCCAGCUGGAGGUCAUUUUGCAGGGCUCUGGCAGUGCUCCUCCUGCUCCUCCUUGCACAAAGGCGGAGGUAGCAGUCCUGCUGCUGGGUUGUUGCCCUCCUACGGCCUCCUCCACGUCUCCUGAUGUACUGGCCUGUCUCCUGGUAGCGCCUCCAUGCUCUGGACACUACGCUGACAGACACAGCAAACCUUCUUGCCACAGCUCGCAUUGAUGUGCCAUCCUGGAUGAGCUGCACUACCUGAGCCACUUGUGUGGGUUGUAGACUCCGUCUCAUGCUACCACUAGAGUGAAAGCACCGCCAGCAUUCAAAAGUGACCAAAACAUCAGGCAAGAAGCAUAGGAACUGAGAAGUGGUCUGUGGUCACCACUUGCAAAACCAGUCCUUUAUUGGGGGUGUCUUGCUAAUUGCCUAUAAUUUCCACCUGUUGUCUAUUCCAUUUGCACGACAGCAUGUGAAAUGUAUUGUCAAUCAGUGUUGCUUCCUAAGUGGACAGUUUGAUUUCACAGAAGUGUGAUUGACUUAGAGUUACAUUGUGUUGUUGAAGUGUUCCCUUUAUUUUUUUGAGCAGUGUAUAUAUAAAAGUAAUCAAAGACAAAAUGUUAGACUCAUUCAUAGUUCAAAAGUGGUGUAAAGUUGACCUCUGACCAUGCCAUGACAUUUAUUAUGUAAAUCCCAUAGUAAUCAUUUGGAGAAAUAUACAGGCAUCAUUUGGCACGUCUGUAUCCCAUUUAAAUAGAUGGCACCAAUCUCUCCCAUUCAUUUGACUGAGGUAUUAAGGUUUCUGUUUCUCUCGCUCUAUGCAUGUGUAGUUCUCGUCUGGAGCCGGUGAGCAGCCAAUCGACUCCCCAGGGCAGUGGAGCCACCACCCCAGACAACCACUCUACUAUAGACACUCUGAGUGAACAGGACGAAGGAACACUCACCCCCUCCUCCAAACAGACCACACCUACAACUAGUCCUCAUAGCUUCAUCAGGUAACACACACACCUCUGACCGGCCCACCUCUGACUGCUCCAGCCUCUUUAACGUAAUGUGUGUGUAUAUUGCAGGGAUUGGAUACAGCAGAAGACACAUUUUCGUUUCGUAAGGAUUAGUAAAGUAUUCUUAUUCUUUCCUCCCCCUCCAGGAUGUCGUCAGAGAGUAGUCGCAAGGUGUGUGAACCACGGGUGGUGACUGUGCGCAGGGCCCAGGGGGCAGAGCUGGGGCUGGGGCUGUGUGGAGGGAACCUCCGGGGGGUCUAUGUAGAGAGUCUGGAGGAGGACAGCCCUGCUAGGGGACCAGAGGGGCUGCAGCCUGGGGACCUCAUACUGGAGGUAGGUUAUACAUAAACCAGCAUGUGCGCAGAUUUGAUUUGAGACACACUAGGGAUGGGGUUUUGAAAUAAUUUCACUAUUCGAAUAGUAUCAUUCAUUUUAUCUGGAUAUUCGAAAUACAUGUACACUACCGUUCAAAAGUUUGGGGUCACUUAGAAAUGUCCUUGUUUUUGAAAGAAAAGCAAUUUUUUUGUCCAUUAAAAUAACAUCAAAUUGAACAGAAAUACAGUGUAGACAUUGUUAAUGUUGUAAAUGGCUAUUGUAGCUGGAAACGGCUGAUUUUUUAUGGAAUAUCUACAUAGGCGUACAGAGGCCCAUUAUCAGCAACCAUCAGUCCUGUGUUCCAAUGGCACGUUGUGUUUGCUAAUCCAAGUUUAUCAUUUUAAAAUGCUAAUUGAUCAUUAGAAAACCCUUUUGCAAUUAUGUUAGCACAGCUGAAAACUGUUGUGCUGAUUUAAAGAAGCAAUAAAACUGGCCUUCUUGAGACUAGUUGAGUAUCUGGAGCAUCAGCAAUUGUGGGUUCGAUUACAGGCACAAAAUGGCCAGAAACAACUAACUUUCUUCUGAAACUCGUCAGUUUAUUCUUGUUCUGAGAAAUGAAGGCUAUUCCAUGCAAGAAAUUGCCAAGAAACUGAAGAUCUCGUACAACGCUGUGUACUACUCCCUUCACAGAACAGCGCAAACUGGCUCUAACCAGAAUAGAAAGAGGAGUGGAUGGCCCCGGUUCACAACUGAGCAUGAGGACAAAUACUUUAGAGUCUAGUUUGAGAAACAGACGCCUCACAGGUCCUCAACUGGCAGCUUCAUUAAAUAGUACCCGCAAAACACCAGUCUCAACGUCAACAGUGAAGAGGCGACUCCGGGAUGCUGACCUUCUAGGCAGAGUUGCAAAGAAAAAGCCAUAUCUCAGACUGGCCAAUAAAAAGAAAAGAUUAAUAUGGGCAGUCUGAGAUAUGGCUUUUUCUUUGCAUUGUAUUUGUCCUCUUGCUCAGUUGCUUUUCAGCGUUUUCCUAACCUUAACCUCAGUCUCCUAACCUGCUACAUUAAUUCGCCUAACCUGCUACGAAAAAGUAACUUCGGUAUCAAAGUGGCAUGAAAAUAGUUUUUCCCAGCUAUAGAUAGCUAGGCUAAUUAAGGCCACAUGCUGCACUUUCUUCCCAACCCCAUUCAAGUAAAACAGCCUACCUGUUGGUUUCUCGUUGUAGCCUACUCCUUCUUAUUUCACUAACUUUUAAUUCCGCAAUUGUUUUCCAUUUUGCAUUGCGUUAGUGAACGCUUACUCCACUUGCUACACAUUGAGCCUCUUUGCCACUUUGAGUGGCCAACAUAAACAAGCUACACACGUGAAGGCUACCAGUCUUUUUUAUGGGGCACCGUGCACAUUAUAAACUACUUUGAAAAGUUUGUUUUAUUAAAUUAAUGAUUUGAAAUAUGGUAUAUCCUUGUAUGUAACAAUGUCACAUGGAUAUUUGAAUUUAAUUAAGAAAAAGCCUUUUCAGUGUAAAAAGCUGGUUAAAAUAGGCCUAUAUUAGGAUAUUUUUAUUAUUAUUCCCAUUCGGAUAUUUGAAUAAUCGUGCACAUCCCGAACAUACAAACACACACACACACACACACACACACACACACACACACACACACACACACAGUGUAUAAUAACCUUUUUAUAAGUGACAAUUUUGCACUCUGCAGCAUCUCUUCCAAAGCCCAUCACCAUUCUCCCUGCCUGUCUUUGUUCCUUCAUCGAUUGCCCCGCCUCCCUUUCUCUAUCAUGACACUGCGGUCAAUCUAUCUAUACAGAGAGACGAAGGUAGCUAACUCAUACUAUCCCAUUCCUGGCAUGCUCCCUUCCUGUCACUAUAAGCUCUGUUCUCCAAACAGGCCUAGAGCUUUGUCAUCAGGACAGAACACACAGUAGAACUUAAACCUUUCAUCUCCCUGGCAAUUCUCCUCCUCCUCUCAUCUUUGGUCAUCAUCCUCCUCCUCCUCCUCCUCUCCAGAACAAAUCAAUAGACAGACACUUCAUACAGCCAAGGGGCUUCCCUCCUCCCUCUUCUUCUCCUUCUUCUUCUCCUCACUACUCAAUAGACAGUCUUACAAUCCAAAAGCCACUGAGUGUGAAGGAGACAGUGUUUACUCUCUGGACCAGCCCAGGGCUUUGAAAUGAAUUUACUGAUUGGUCUAGACACUGCCAAUAUCUAUCACUCAUCUCUCUCACCCUCUCCAUCUCCCUUUCGCGCUCUGUAUCUCUCACACUGUUGCUCUGUCUCUGUAUCUGUCUGUCUGUCUCUCGCUCUUUCUAUCUCUCACACUCUCGUGCACACUCACACUAUCUCCCUCUUUUCGUUCUCGUUUUUGAUGGUUGAAAUUUGAAAGUUUGUCUUUUCCAUUUGUUUGUGUAAUGUAUGAUGUUGAACCAGUAAAGGGGAAUGUAAAUUCUCUCUCUCUCUCUCUCAGUAUGGGUCUGUGAACAUGAAGAACAAGACUGUGGAGGAGGUGUAUGUAGAGAUGCUGAAGCCGGCCGAGACGGUCACUCUCAAAGUCCAACAACGACCGGACGACUUCAACAUUGUCAAAGACACACCGGGGGACGGCUUCUAUAUCAGGUACAAACACACACAACCUGUCCCCAAAAUGCCUGUUUUUCGUGAUUCCCUCUAUGCGGUCUACUGUACCUCCAUGCACCUCCACUUCUAUAUACAGUGCCUUCAGAAAGUAUUCACACCCCCUUUUCCACAUUUUGUUGUUCAAAAGUGGGAUUAAAAUGGAUUUAAUUGUAAUGUUUUGGGCAACCAACUACUCUGUCAAAGUGAAAUAAUGUAUUUUCUUUUUUUUGUAAUGAAAAAUAAAACUAAUAUACAGUAUCUUGAUUGGAUGAAUAUUCAACCCCCUGAGCCAAUUCGUGUUAGAAUCACCUUUGGCAGCGAUAACAGCUGUGAGUCUUUCUGGAUAAGUCUCUAAGAACUUUGCACACCUGGAUUGUACAAUAUUUGCCCAUUAUUCUUAAAAAAAUUAUUCAAGCUCUGUCAAGUUGGUUGGUCAAAUCAAAAUCAAAUCAAAUUUUACUGCACCAUGUUGAUCAUUGUCUUGCCAUAGAUUUUCAAUGCCGAUUUAGGCCAAAACUGUAACUAGGCCACUCAGGAACAUUCAAUGUUGUCUUGGUAAGCAACUCCAGUGUAUAUUUGGCCUUGUGUUUUAGGUUAUUGUCCUGCUGAUAGGUGAAUUUGUAUCCCAGUGUCUGUUAGAAAGCUGACUGAACAAAGUUUUCCUCUAGGAUUUUGUAUGUGCUUAGAUCUAUUCCGUUUCUUUUUAUCCUAAAAACACCCUAGUCCUUGCCAAUGACAAGCAUACCCAUAACAUGAUGCAGCCACCACCAUGCUUGAAAAUAUGAAGAGUGGUACUCAGUAAUGUAUUGUGUUGAAUUAUCCCCAAACACUUUGUAUUCAGGACAAAAAGUUCAUUUCUUUGGCAAUUUUUUUGCAAUAUCUUUUGUGCCUUAUUGCAAACAGGAUGCAUGUUUUGGAAUAUUUUUAUGUUGUACAGGCGUCCUUCUUUUCACUCUGUCAUUUUUUUGUUAGGAUUGUGGCGUAACUACAAUGUGGUUGAUCCAUCCUCAGUGUACUCCCAUCACAGCCAUUAAACUGUUGUAAAAUCACCAUUGACCUCAUGGUGUAAUACCUGAGCGGUUUCCUUCCUCUCGGGCAACUGAGUUAGGAAGGACGCCUGUAUCUUUGUAGUGACUGGGUGUAUUGAUACACCAUCCAAAGUGUAAUUAAUAAAUUCACCAUGCUCAAAGGGUGCCCUUCUUUGCGAACCAUUGGAAAACCUCCCUGAUCUUUGAAAUGUGCUUGAAAUUCAUUGCUUGACUGAGGACCUUACUGAUAAUUGUAUGUGUGGGAUACAGAGAUGUGGGAGUCAUUUAAAAAGCAUGUUAAACACUGUUAUUGCACACAGUCCAUGCGAUUUAUGUGACUUGUUAAGCACAUUUUCACUCAUUAAUUUAUUAAGGCUUGCCAUAAAAAAGGGGUUGAAUACAUAUUGACUCAAGACAUUUCAGCUUUUUAAAUGUUUUAUUAAUUUGUAAACAUUUUUAAAAACACAAUACCACUUUGACACAAAAUCACAAUUUAAUCCAUUUUAAAUUCAGGCUGUAACACAAAAUGUGAAAAAAGUCAAGUGGUUUGAAUACUUUCUGAAGGCACCAGUGAAGCCCAUGGAGAGGAGCUAUCUCUUCAUCUAAAGCAAUUGGGUCCCACAUCCAGGAAGACCAUCUAUCUCACUUUAUACAACGAGUGGGUCUAAUCCUGAAUGCUGAUUGGCUAAACCCCAAUUCCAGCUGGUGUCUAUUCCACAAGUUACCACCAGCUAAAUCUAUGACGUUAAAAUGCCUAUUUACACGGUUCCAUCUGACUGCGAAAUCCACUGUCUCAUCAACCCAGUCAGGCACUUUAUAAACUUGAUCUCCACUUUAAAAAGCAUCUAGACAUUAUCUCAAAAAACAUUUUAGACUAACAUUUAGUUUUGAGCAGUGGAGAUUUAUAAACCUUGCUGUCUGUCUCUCCGACAUUUGCAAAAUUGUUUCAAAUUCAAAUUAGAUCUCCUGCUGUCUCAUAGUAUUGAACGUGUUGGGAGUCGGGACGAGACCGAGAGGCAGGCAGCGUUUCUCAACUGUUGGAAAAUCAUGAAUCAGCUGGCAUCAUUUUUAUGGAUAUAUAUUUGAAUAUGUUGGUAACCGUUAGAUAGGUAGUAUCUCUAAGUGAUAAGGCCCUCGAAACCGGUGUUUGUUGGAUAUAUUGGCACGGUUUGUUGGCCCUCAACGAACACCCGUGCCAAUAUAUCCAACAAACACUGUCUUCUCUGGCAUUAUCACUUAGAUAGUAUCUCUAUCUAUCUCACACAGUAGGGUUGGUUUACCAGCAGACAGACCAAGGAGACUGUCUCUCUUCAUUGGGCCAGGUUAAAUGCCCCUGUAGAGUGUGUGCAUGUCUGUCACUUUGCAUGUGUAGGCAGACUCUCUAAGCAGACUCUCUAGGCAGACUGAGACAGACCAUAGAUGCAGGCUGUGAAUGAAGAGGAUUAGGGGGAAGUCUGUUGGUAAGUGCAGCUGUUUGUUGUUAGAAGUCUGUAGAAAGCUGAAUUUUUGUGUCCCAAAUGGCACCCUAUUUGCUAUAUAGUGCACUACUUUUUUUUUUAAACCAGGCCCCAUUGGGCUCUGGUCAAAAGUAGUGCACUAUAUAAGUAAUAAGGUGCCAUUUGGGAUGCUGCCUGAGUCUCUGCAUGGCAGCCGCAGUCACUAGUCAUACAGGCCGGGUCGUGAUGUCAUCGGCAGUAAAUACGCCCCACAGAUACACUUAGAGUUGGGGCUCCAACCUUACUGCAAGCGCACACAAACUGUCACACUGAACACACGUGUGCGCACAUACUAACCCUCUCUUCCUUCCUCCCCUCCUCUUCCUCCCCCUCCCUCCCUUCCUCUUAUUAUCCCUCCUUACCCUCUCCCUCCAUCUCUCCAGAGCACUUUAUGAGCGGACAGUGGAGGCAGAGCUGGACCUGAGUUUUAAGAAGGAUGACAUCAUGUAUGUGGAUGAUACUCUACCAAAGGGCAGCUUUGGCACCUGGAUGGCCUGGCAGCUGGAUGAGAACGCACAGCAGAUCCAGAGAGGACAGAUACCCAGCAAAUACAUGUGAGACACACACACUCCGACAUGCAGACGUAAACACACACACACACACACACACGAGUCAUGGCUGUGGUCCUCUGUAGCUCAGCUGGUAGAGCACGGCGCUUGUAACGCCAAAGUAGUGGGUUCGAUCCCCGGGACCACCGUUACACAAAAAAAAUGUAUGCACGCAUGACUGUAAGUCGCUUUGGAUAAAAGCGUCUGCUAAAUGGCUUAUUAUUAUUAUUAUUAUUAUUAUUAUUAUUAUUAUUAUAUUAUGGCUCUUGUGUAAUUAUAUUGUAUGUCUCUGUGUGCCUGUGUCUGUGCAGGAUGGACCAGGAGUUCUACCGUAGACACAGUAUGACGGAGCUGAAAGACGACAAGGACAGUAAGAGCCUGUCUGCCGCUGCCAGGCGAUCCUUCUUCAGGAGGAAACACAAACAUAAACGCAGCGGCUCCAAAGACAGCAAGGAACUGGUGGCUCAUGACGCCAUUAGCACAGACUCCAUACCAUUCCUAGAGGGUGAGGGGACACACACACCUUUACAUGGAUAGAGUAUUGGGCUGUAGUAUGUAACUCUACCUAGGUGCCACUGAUUGAUUUUGGUAUCGGACAUUUGUGUGUGUAACCAUAUAUAUAUGUGUCUCUCACUCCCUCUCAAGACUGUGUGAGCCUGGCGUACCAGCGAGUCCAGAAGGUAGAUUGUGCGUCUCCCAGGCCGGUCCUGAUCCUCGGCCCUCUCUCAGACCCCGUCAAGGACAUGCUGGUCAAAGAGUCCCCCGGGAAGUUCUGCAGAUGUGUCCUGGGUGAGUAAAGUACAACAUAGUACCACAAUAUGAUACUAAUAAUACCCCAAACUGGUUGAGUACAUUACAACAGCGUACACAAGUAGCUACAAAAUAGGCCUACCCCAACCUGCCAACGCUAACUAUACUGAGAGCAAUUCACAAGGACUGACUUUUAAGUCAGAGAUUGUGUGCAUCCCAAAUGGCACCCUAUUCCCUAUAUAGUGCACUACUUUUGACCGGUUCCCUAUAUAGUGCACUACUUUUGACUGGGACCCUGCCAUUUCUGACACAGACAUUGUUUUGCAUGUACUCCAAAAGCCACCUUUGUCUUAAAAUAAUUCUAAAACAAUACAAACAUUUGACAUUUUAGUCAUUUAGCAGAUGCUCUUAUCCAGAGUGACUUAGUGUAUUAAUCUUAAGAUAGCUAGGGGGGGAAACCACAUAUCUUAGUCAUAAUAAGUAAAUUUUUCCAAAAUAUCAGCAAAGUCAAUUGAAGUGCGAGUGUUAGUUUAUGAUUUUUUAUUUUAUUUUUUUGCUGUGGAGUUAUUUAAGACAGGUAGGGUUUCAGAUGUUUUUGGAAGAUGGCCAGGGACUCUACUGUCCUAGCUUCAGGGGGAAGAUGGUUCCACCAUUGCAGUGCCAGGACAGAGAAGAGCUUUGACUGGGCUGAAUGGGAGCUGCUAUCGUGUAGGGGUGGGAGGUCCAAGAGACCAGAGGUGGCAGAUCGGCAUACUUGGGUUUGAGAAUAGCCUGAAGGUAGGAAGGGGCAUUGUACCAUGGUCUUGUAGUGGAUGGGAGCUUCGACUGGGCCAAUUGUGCGCCGCCCUAUGGGACUCCCUGUCACGGCCGGUUGUGACACAGCCUGGAAUCGAAUCCGGGUCUGUAGUGACGCCUCAAGCAGUGCGAUGCAGUGCCUUAGACCGCUGCGCCCUCUGUAUUUCAUUUUCAAUAAAUGUGCAAACAUUUCUAAAAACAUGGGGUAUUGUGUGUAGACAUUUUGCAUUGGAAAUUAGCAUUUCUUAUUGUACAAGUUGAGGUAGUCCCUCCCUGUUUCAGUCUGUUUUCUCCUGUUUGGUGCCUAAUGAAUAUGACCAUGGUGUUACUGGUGUUCUCUGAUUCUGACGUCUGUCUGUGGUUUCCUCAGAGGUGAUGAAGGCGUCCCAGCAGGCUAUAGAGCGUGGCGUCAAAGACUGCCUCUUCAUCGACUACAAACGCAGGAGCGGCCAUUUUGACGUGACCACCGUGGCCUCCAUCAAGGAGAUAACAGAGAAGGUACAGCGUCAGGGCUGGUCUAGGAUCAGUUUGAUCUUUUAAGAUAAUAGUGAAUAAGAUUAUAUGAGAUUUUAUGCCACCUCAAAAUAAUUCCUUGGGUUUUUGGAUUAUCACAAUUAACAACGUUCUGUCGUACCGGAAGUGAAGUCUCUUUCAUUUGAUCCAUUCUGAAUGUAGUAUCAUGUUGUUGCUUGUGAUCCCAGUUGUUGUACCUAAAACAGAACUGAACUAAGAUGUCCUCCUCUCCUAGGACUGUCACUGUCUGCUAGACAUCGCGCCCCAUGCCAUCGAGAGGCUGCACUGCGUUCACAUUUACCCUAUCGUCAUCUUCAUCCGCUACAAAAACUCCAAGCAGAUCAAGUAAGUAGCCAGCCAAACCCAUCAUCUUCACUAGACCUUUAGUGUUAUAAACAUUCUAGAUCUUUUAAAUGUUAUGUUCCAUUUUAGGAGUCUCUUAGCUAGACUAAGGUCUGAGAUAAAAUAAUUCCAUGGAGACUUAUCUUUAGUGUGUUUUCUACUUGGUGGUUGAGUUCACAGAAAGCUUUAUUGCGUGCGAUGGUCCCAUGGGUCAGUAGCUCAUUGGAGAAAUGAAUGGGAUGUAAGGGGAUUUAUCACUAAUUUAAAAGUACAGUAUAAUAAUAGCGUUAUAAUGGUAAGCUAUAGUGUAUCGGCCACAGUCAGAAAUCCCCAGGCUCCUUUUCUUCUUGACUACACCCCCCCCCCCCCCCCCCCCCCCCCCCCCCACACACACACAGAAAUCCUCUAGCUGUAUCUCAAUGUUCUUUGAUAACUUACUCUCCUUCUUGACCGUUCAGUAAUGAAGAGGUUGGAUAGAUUUCCUCUGUACAAUGGGACCAUUAAUCACUCAGCACUAUUUGGAUUGUCCCAGUAGUGAGUAGAGUUGUAGUGACAUGCUUUGGGGAUUUAGAGAUAUCUAUCUAUUAUUUAGAAAAUAUACAAAAGUAUUUAAUAUAUUGUAUAGAUCAAUAAAUAAAAAGGCUAUUUUUUUAUACAUAUACUGUAUGGUAUGUGCCCCUAAGUUUUAUCAUUACAAAGAUAUACAAGGACCUUGAGCAUUCUCUCCGGUGGCAAACUAUUAUCGGGGGAUGGGUCUAUAUUAAAUAAUAUUAUUAGCUAAUCACACAUACAUAUGAGGAUUCCAUUGAUCAUUUGUCUAAAUAAAAAGUGGCAUUGGUGUUACUCAAUCUAAAUGAAUGGCAAUGACAUUGUGAGCUAAAUGAAUAAUCAUAACACUUUAGUAAAUUAUUUUUAAAGGGUUAAUUACCCAAAAUGUCAAACCCAAAUGCCACCGCAAUUUAAGAAAGACCCAGAGGCUGUGUUUUAAUACUCUAAACUGGCUUCCUUUCCUCUUGUACUCUGCCAACUUCUGAGAGUAGAGGUUUGUCUGUGUGUUCGUAGGGAGGCUGUGUCCUAAUACUCUGCGCUGGUUUCCUCUCCUCAGGGAACAGAAGGAUCCAGUGUAUCUGCGGGACAAGGUCUCUCAAAAACAUUCCAAGGAGCAGUUUGAGGUUGCACAGAAGAUAGAGCAGGAGUAUAGCAAAUUCUUUACAGGUUGGCAUAUUGCACUGUACUAUAUUGUCUGUCUGUGCGUGUUUGCCUUUGGCUAUGCCUAUCUCUGUGUGUGUGUGUGUGUGUGUGUGUGUGUGUGUGUGUGUGUGUGUGUGUGGUAUACAGUAUGUGGGUGGAUGAGUGUGCAUAUGUGGCUGUGUGUGGCGUCUUCCCUGAUGAAGACUGCUUUUCCUUUUCUUUUAAUGUGUGUGGCAUCUUCCUACCUUGUUAACCUUUUCUCUGCUGUAUCUUUACAGGUAUUGUCCAGGGCGGCACUCUUCCCUACAUUUGCACUCAGAUCAUGACUAUAGUUGAUCAGGAACAGAGUAAGGUCCUGUGGACUCCCCUUGGCUGCUCCUAGAGGGUGGAGGCCACCACUGCACCCUGCGUUACUGCGCCUCUCAUCUCCACUCACCACAAACACUAAAAAACCUUCCACAUUAUACCAAUAGGUACACUACAGUGAGCUAUUACACAUGUAAACUAGUGAUAUUUUUGUUAUAUAGUUUUAUUAUGAUGUUGAUUCGUAUCUUAACCAGAGCAUCUUCUUAUUAUUCUGUGUAUUCUGGAGCAGGUUGGUAGCGCUGACAGUUGAUGAUAAAGUUCAUUCGGUCUUCCUUAAGGGUUUUAUGGUGGUGUUUUUGUAAUGUUGCGUUGUAUGCAUCUGUUUACAGUUAAAAUAUGAGUCUUGAGUAUUGGUGUUAAAUGUUCUGCUUGAAUGUG
Coregonus sp. 'balchen' is the source of this 43067-nucleotide messenger RNA. NCBI's taxonomy places the organism in Eukaryota, Metazoa, Chordata, Actinopteri, Salmoniformes, Salmonidae. The record is from the annotation of a GenBank genome assembly.